ACGGCGGGCCCAGCGCCAGCUCUGCAGCACCAGACCAAGACCCAGACCCCAGGCCACCCACCGCCCUCACACCCCAGCUAAAAGCAGCCAAACGCAGCCAAACCAAACGCAGCCAAAAGGCCCGCCGCUGUAACGGUUGGCCGCCGCCGAACGAAGCCAGCAGCCCUCGCAACAUUCUGAUCGUCUCCGUGCCAGUGCCCUCCCACCCGCUCGUCACAUUACAGGACUCCCUUCGCAGAAGCCAAUCCUAACAAGGCUGAACCACAUUUUCACCACCCCCUAUUCACCCUAUUCUGGUCCUAGCCUCUCCUGCUGCUGCCCUUGUCCGCAUUUUUAUUUUUCCUCGACCUUCUUGCCAUUCCCAUCCCCUUUCUCCCGCGCCUGUUCCUCCCAAGCGCCAGGCGUUGAGAGAAGCAGACCAUAAACCGCAGGCCGUUGUUGGCUGUAAGCUCCGACAGGUUCACACUUGAGCACCGCUCCGUUGCGCACCUCUCCUUCCAGUUCCCUCCAUCACUGCGACUCCCCAAUCCACCCUCAACUCGCAAAGCCGAAACCCAAGACCCCAGUCCAUCCUCCUUCUCGCUCAAUCCCCCCGACAAUAGGGAGAAAAAAAUACCUACAACAAAACAACAACCCCUCGUAACCCAUCCGGAACCACCAGCAACGCGACCUGGGAGGAGCAAGCUCCAGCGGUUCUCUCCUGCUGCACUUCUGCACGCCUCUCCACCGUCGACCCGCGGCAUCCCCUCUUUGAUUGCUGUUCCUGCCUGCGUGACGCGGCGUUCUCUCGCAAGCCUGAACAAUGGUGGUCGCAACGAUUAAAUGCGUUGUCGUCGGCGACGGUGCCGUUGGCAAGACCUGUCUCCUCAUCAGCUACACCACCAACAAGUUCCCCUCGGAAUACGUCCCAACAGUCUUCGACAACUAUGCCGUCACCGUCAUGAUCGGUGACGAGCCAUACACUCUGGGCCUAUUCGAUACCGCCGGACAAGAAGAUUACGACCGACUGCGCCCGCUCUCGUACCCGCAAACCGACGUCUUCCUGGUCUGCUUCAGCGUGACCUCGCCCGCCUCGUUCGAGAACGUGAGGGAGAAGUGGUUCCCCGAGGUCCACCACCACUGCCCCGGCGUGCCCUGCCUCAUCGUCGGCACCCAGGUUGAUCUGAGGGACGACCCGAGCGUCAGGGAGAAGCUGAGCAAGCAGAAGAUGCAGCCCGUCCGGAGGGAGGACGGCGAGCGCAUGGCUAAAGAUCUCGGCGCCGUGAAGUACGUUGAGUGCAGUGCGCUGACUCAGUACAAGCUUAAGGACGUAUUUGACGAGGCCAUCGUUGCGGCGCUUGAGCCGCCAGCGCCCAAGAGGAAAUCCAAAAAGUGCCUCAUCCUGUAACCGGGCCAGCACCUCGACCGUUCGCCUCGCUCCAUAUUCGAGACUGGCUUUUCAGAGCCCUCUUGGGUUGGGUUCGUUAGAUGGGAGAUACCGCGGCGAGGUAGCCGCCGUUGUCAGUCGGAGAAUCGCCGUCUAGGGAUGCACCUCUCCUUGUCUCCUUGGAUAUCUAUCCCUUCACGUCGCAACUCGCGCCGUCAAUGCCGUGGGGACUCUUGUUCUCUUCUUACUCGGCUGAUCGGUUGGGAUUUGCGGCCAAUAUGGAGCACAACACCGCCGCUGUUGGAGGCAACCAUCUACCGAAUAGGUACUUUACAUACCCUGCGACAGCGGCAAACGGCAAGACCAGGAAGGACGGGAUGGUUAUCUGAACUUCCUGAACGUUAGAUGGUCGUCCAGGCUGUAAUGUUCCCUCGUCCUCGGACGGAAGGUUCCAGGGCCCGAUUAGCCUACCGGUGUCAAACGCGCGUCCACCUCCUUGCCGUUUUUUUCUUCUCUCUUUGUGUGUGUGUUUCCUGUGUCCGCCUCAACCCCCAGCAUCAAAGUACUAGCUGCAUGCAAGUCAGCCCGGCUUUUUCUCAUAUCUAUUUAUUCCCCCUUCUCUUCUCGUUUUCGAUUCUGCUCCAUUGCCCUUGGCCCUAGCCCGCUGAAUUUCCAUUGCAACUUUCUGUUUCUCCUCUAUUUCUUCUUGUUUGGGCGCGGAAUAUUGAUAAACCCGGGCAGGAAACUUUGAUAGGACAGUUCUGGCUAUUUUGGAGUGCAAUUGAACUUUCCAAGCUAGUACAUAACAUUUGGCAUUGCACAGCAUCCUUCAAAAGCCCCGCCCCUUAGCCCCCCAGCACACUCCACUCCUGCAUCAUGGCCGUGACGUUUGACGUUGCGGCUAAACAAGGCGAACCUGGACUAUCGGAUAUAUGUCCUCGAGAGGGAAGUAGACGCCGGUGAGGAGACGUCGAGGAGGCCUUGUCUUUGCCUCCUAAAAUUAAUGACGUUCGGUUUUUUUUUUUGGUUUUUUUUUGGUCUUGAACCCUGGCGACGGGGCCCAAACCUAAAACGCCUUGGUCAAAAGAACAAACGGCCUCCCUGUGUUGCCUCUGCUGCGCCACAGGAACUGGCCGUUGGGUUGGCGGUUUCCUUGGCGGCGAGUCGGGGCCGAGGCCUAGACGAUGGUGCCUUGUGGCGUUCUGCGAGCUAUCACAGCUCAGUUGCUGCUGGCCCGGGUAUUAAUACAAAUAAUCCUACCCGAAUAUCAUCCAAGCCACCUUGAUGUAUGCACCGCUCUCGUAU
Gaeumannomyces tritici R3-111a-1 is the source of this 2671-nucleotide messenger RNA. RefSeq names its product cell division control protein 42. The record is from RefSeq and is a predicted model, not a curated record. NCBI's taxonomy places the organism in Eukaryota, Fungi, Ascomycota, Sordariomycetes, Magnaporthales, Magnaporthaceae. Gene Ontology annotation, molecular function: GTPase activity; GTP binding. The transcript has 4 exons. Gene Ontology annotation, biological process: small GTPase-mediated signal transduction. The coding region runs from base 803 to 1387 and encodes 194 amino acids.